AAGACGACGACAGACACGACAUCUUUCCCCUCAACGUGCAAGCUGAGCCACCCCAGCACGACAGGAUCCUGCGCAACCAUGAACUCGAGCUGGGUCACGAGACAAUUGGCCCGCCGGGUCGAAGGAUCUCUCAACCAGGCCGGAGCCGCCCAGUGCAGAAACAGCUCUAGCUCGACUUCUCGAUCUCGACGAACUGCAACACCACCGACCUGCGCCGCGGCCUCGAGACAACAACGACAACCGCCGCUGGCCCAACAGCAGCAGCAGCAGCAGAAACACCAGCUCAACGCCUCACCGCCCAACACCAGUCGUCGCUUCUUCUCCUACCACCACCACCCCCGCGCCAAGCAGGCCGCCGACGACCCCAACUUCAGCAGCAUCCUCGACAACCCGCCGGACCUCGUGCGCACGGGGCGCCGCCACGGCCCGGGCCUCAUAAUCCUCGCCAUCAUCCCCAUCACCGCGCUGGCCCUGGGGACGUGGCAGGUCCAGCGGCUCGGGUGGAAGACGGAGCUGAUAGCCAAGUUCGAGGACCGGCUCGUCAGGGAACCCCUGCCCUUGCCCCCGCGCAUCGACCCGGACGCCAUCCACGACUUUGACUUCCGCCGGGUCGUCGCGAGGGGCAAGUUCAGGCACGACCUGGAGAUGCUGGUGGGGCCGAGGAUGCGCGACGGCGAGCAAGGGUUCAUGGUCGUCACGCCGCUCGAGCGCGAGGGCGGCAGUGGCGGCGGGCAAGGAGGAGGAGAGACGGCGACGGUGCUCGUGAACCGCGGCUGGAUCAGUAAGACGCUGCGCGACCAGCGCAAUCGGCACCCCAGCGCGUUGCCGAGGGGCGAGGUCACGGUCGAGGGCCUCCUGCGCGAGCCCUGGAAGAAGAACAUGUUCACGCCAGAGAACCGGCCUGACCUCAACGAGUUCUACUUCCCGGAUGUCAAGCAGAUGGCCGCGCUGACGGGGAGCCAGGCAGUCUGGGUUGAGCAGACCAUGGAACCGAGUCUGAUGCAGGUCAUCGACUAUCAGAACAAGGGCAUCCCCAUUGGCAGGGCGGCCGAGGUCAACCUCCGUAAUAACCACGCCCAGUACAUCUUCACCUGGUACGGUCUUGCCGUGGCGACAUCCAUAAUGUUCUACAUGGUCGUCAAGAAGCCGCCCACCGAGGUGACCCGUCGUGUCCGUCAGAACAGAGAUUGGAGGUAGGCAGCCGGUCUCGUUAAACUCCAAGCAGAUCAUGUCGUGUGUAAAGGUGCUGUGCUGCGCUGGUGCGUCCACAACGUGCUAACGGCUCACACGAUUCUGUCCGGUCUGUCCCGACCCCUGUUGUAUACUAUUUAGCUGAGGCAUAUCCGCCUUCUCAUGUAACUUCCUCGUCGUCGUUUCCGCGACGAUUCGCAGCGGUCUUGCGAGAGGACCUGACUGGUACAGGCACAGGCAUGCGAAUCUCUUGCAGGAGCUCACGCGGUAGAUGCCUUUGCGCAAGCGCAAAUGGGGUCAUCGAUGCGCGCGUCUGCCUUUGCCUGUACACGUGCUGCCUGUUAGCAUAUGCGACGGCUUUGUAAAUAGCUUUGUAACAUUACGAAGGUCUAUAAAAAAUGGAAGCAGAGACGGUCUCACAUA
This is a messenger RNA of Microdochium trichocladiopsis, 1614 nucleotides long. RefSeq names its product SURF1 family-domain-containing protein. Gene Ontology annotation, cellular component: mitochondrion; membrane. The transcript has 3 exons. The record is from RefSeq and is a predicted model, not a curated record. Gene Ontology annotation, biological process: mitochondrial respiratory chain complex IV assembly. Lineage: Eukaryota; Fungi; Ascomycota; Sordariomycetes; Xylariales; Microdochiaceae. The coding region runs from base 79 to 1197 and encodes 372 amino acids.